AUGGCUCUCUCUGCUCGCUGCGGGCAGCAGGCAGCCUCUCUCCUUCGACAACGAUGUCUCAUUGAAUCCUCACGCGCAGCCACUCUCCGCUCCUUCUCUACCUCUUCCCUCGCCAAAAUCCCUACCUCUUCUCGAUCAGUUACCUCAGCCGCUCUUCGCCUAAAACAAAAUGCUCUUAAUUCGUCUCUCCGAUCACAACAAUUGCGGUUGUUUUCCAGUUGUCUGCACAGAUUGGCCUCCGAGGCUCCGCCAAAAGCGGAAUCGUAUUUGGCCAGUGGUGCGGUCAAUUCGUCGCCUGAUUUGGUCGAUGUGAAGAAAGUGCUGGUCAUUGGUAGUGGCGGUUUGAGUAUUGGCCAGGCUGGAGAAUUCGAUUACUCUGGUUCCCAAGCUCUCAAAGCCCUCAAAGAGGCCGGCGUCAAGUCCGUCCUCAUCAACCCCAACAUCGCUACGAUUCAAACAGACCACAAGUUGGCCGACGAAGUAUACUAUCUCCCAGUCACGCCCGAAUAUGUGACUCACGUGAUCGAGCGAGAGCAGCCCGAUGGGAUCUUCCUCAGCUUUGGCGGUCAGACCGCUCUCAAUUUGGGUGUCCAGAUGAAUCGCAUGGGUAUCUUUGAGCGAUACGGCGUCAGAGUGUUGGGAACUAGCAUCCGAACUUUGGAGACUAGUGAGGACCGUGAUCUGUUCGCCAAGGCUUUGAAUGAGAUCAACAUCCCCAUUGCGGAAUCUAUUGCUUGCAAUACUGUCGAUGAAGCUCUGGAAGCUGCUGACAAGAUCGGGUACCCCAUCAUUGUUCGGUCCGCGUAUGCUUUGGGCGGUCUCGGAUCUGGAUUCGCUAGCAACCGUGAGGAAUUGAAGAAUUUGUCUUCGCGAUCGCUCAGUCUUGCGCCUCAGAUUUUGGUGGAGAAAUCCCUCAAGGGCUGGAAAGAGGUUGAAUAUGAGGUAGUUCGUGACGCAAAGAACAACUGUAUUACUGUUUGCAACAUGGAGAACUUCGACCCUCUUGGAAUCCACACCGGCGACAGUAUUGUCGUUGCACCCAGCCAGACCCUUUCCGAUGAGGAAUAUCACAUGCUUCGUACCGCUGCUAUCAAGAUUGUCCGCCAUCUUGGUGUUGUGGGAGAGUGCAAUGUUCAGUAUGCUCUGCAACCAGAUGGUCUAGACUACAGAGUCAUUGAGGUUAAUGCCCGUCUGUCUCGUUCUUCGGCUCUGGCCUCCAAGGCGACUGGUUACCCAUUGGCAUACACCGCGGCCAAGAUUGGAUUGGGGCACUCUCUUCCCGAAUUGCCUAAUGCCGUCACCAAGACUACUACUGCCAACUUCGAGCCCAGUUUGGACUACAUUGUCACAAAGAUCCCCCGAUGGGAUUUGAGCAAAUUCCAGCACGUCAAGCGUGAUAUUGGAAGUGCCAUGAAAUCUGUCGGUGAGGUCAUGGCUAUUGGUCGUACAUUUGAAGAAUCGUUCCAAAAGGCUAUUCGUCAGGUUGAUCCCCGAUUCGUCGGAUUCCAGGGUGAUCACUUUGAGGAUCUUGACGAGACACUCAGAAACCCAACUGACCGCCGAUGGUUAGCUGUUGGUCAGGCUAUGCUUCACGAGAACUACUCCGUCGACAAAGUACAUGAGCUGACCAAGAUUGACAAGUGGUUCUUGUACAAGCUUCAGAACAUUGUCGACUGCCAGAACGAGCUCAAGGAGAUCGGCAGUCUCUUUGGUCUCAAGAAGGAGAUUCUUACCAAGGCCAAGAAAUUGGGUUUCUCUGACAAGCAGAUUGCCAUGUGCGUUGGAUCUACAGAAGACGAUGUUCGCGCUCGCCGAUUGAGCUUCGGCAUCCGACCAUGGGUCAAGAAGAUUGAUACUCUUGCUGCUGAGUUUCCUGCUGAUACCAAUUACCUCUACACUACGUACAACGCCUCUUCCCACGACGUCACCUUUGAUGACCACGGCACUAUCAUUCUUGGCAGCGGUGUCUACCGUAUCGGUAGCUCCGUCGAGUUCGACUGGUGUGCUGUCAACGCUACCUUGUCUUUGAGAAAUAUGGGCAAGAAGACUGUCAUGAUCAACUACAACCCGGAAACCUACUCGACUGAUUUCGACACUGCCGAUAAGCUGUACUUUGAAGAACUCAGCUACGAACGUGUUAUGGAUAUCUACGAAUUGGAAAACGCCAGCGGCGUUGUUGUCUCUGUCGGCGGUCAGCUUCCUCAGAACAUUGCCCUUCGCUUGCAAGAAAAGGGCGGCGCUCAUGUUCUCGGUACUGAUCCAGCUGAUAUCGACAAGGCUGAGGAUCGUCACAAGUUCUCUCAAAUUCUGGACAGCAUCGGUGUUGACCAACCUGCCUGGAAGGAACUCACGUCUGUCUCUGAAGCCGAGAAGUUUGCCGAAACUGUUGGAUAUCCUGUGCUGGUCCGUCCCAGUUACGUUCUGUCCGGUGCUGCCAUGAGCGUCAUAUACAGCCAGGAUGAAUUGCAUGAGAAGCUUCUCAAUGCCAGCUCCGUGUCUCCCGAUCACCCCGUUGUCAUUACAAAAUUCAUUGAAGGUGCUCAAGAAAUCGAUGUUGAUGCCGUCGGCUCUAAUGGAAAGUUGAUCUUGCACGCUGUCAGUGAGCACGUCGAAAACGCCGGUGUCCACUCUGGUGAUGCCACUCUUGUCCUGCCCCCAACAUCUCUCGAGCAGUCCGUGAUGGACCGCGUCAAGGAAAUCGCCGAAAAAGUCGCCAAAGCAUGGAACAUCACCGGACCCUUCAACAUGCAAAUCAUCAAGGCUGAUAAUCCCGACGGUGGCGAGCCCCUGUUGAAGGUCAUUGAAUGUAACUUGCGUGCCUCCCGAUCAUUCCCCUUCGUCAGCAAAGUCCUCGGCACAAACUUUAUCGAUGUCGCAACCAAAGCCCUCGUUGGCCGUGACGUGCCCGAACCCGUUGACCUCAUGACCACCAAACGCGAUUACGUCGCCACCAAAGUACCCCAAUUCAGCUGGACCCGUCUCGCUGGCGCCGACCCCUUCUUGGGCGUCGAAAUGGCCAGUACCGGUGAAAUAGCUUGUUUCGGCAAGGACCUCGUCGAAGCCUACUGGGCUUCAUUACAAUCAACUAUGAACUUCCGUCUUCCUCAACUCGGUGAAGGUCUCUUGUUUGGCGGUGACUAUAUCGAUUCUCUAUCUAAGAUUGUGGAGUAUUUGCAACCCUUGAACUACAAAUUGUACGCUGCCAGUCCUGAAGUCAAGGCUCAAUUGGAGUCUCGCGCCAAGAAUCCUAUCAAUAUUGAAGUCAUUGAAUUCCCCAAGGAGGAUAAACGUGCUCUCCGUGAAGUGUUCCAAAAGUACGAUAUUCGUGGUGUGUUCAACUUGGCCAAGCAUCGUGGUAAGACGUUGUUGGAUGAGGAUUACGUGAUGCGUCGGAAUGCGGUGGAUUUUGGUGUGCCGUUGUUUAUGGAGCCAAAGACUGCCGUCCUCUUCGCGCAAUGCAUGAAUGAGAAACUGCCCAAGGAAGAAGGAAUCCCAUCCGAAGUACGAAGCUGGUCUGAUUUUGCAGGUGGUAAAAUGAUGUAAAAAUUAGUCUUGUUUAUUUUUGUUGUUAUUGUUUAGAAUCUGUUAUAAUGUUUAUACCAUUCAAAAGAUGUAGGAAGGAAUUGAUUAUCUCCAUUUACGAUCAGAGUUUUAUAUUCCCCAAUUCUUCAAUAUCCGUCUGGCUCUGUCACAUAUCCCAGCCAUAUCCUUCCUCUCAUUCAACGUCUUACUAUCCACAAUCCCUUUCAGAAUUUUACCUACCCCGGUCGUGGUAAUAAUAUCAUCCGAGGCAAUUACCACUUUCUCCAACUCAUCCAAUUCCGCAACUCCAUACGCUACAAUCUCCGCAUCAAUCUUUUCCUCUUCCUGAUUCUCAACUGGAUCCAAAAGCCAUUUCUUCAAUCUGCGACAUAUCGCAGCUAUUGUUCUCGUUGCUUCUGCUUCUUCCCGUUCAAGUCGCGGCACGAUAUUCAGCUCGUUCCCGCUCCCGCCGGGCUUGAACCCAUUGCGAUAUAUCAGCUAGACAGGCUUCUCUGUCAAAGCCACUCAGAUCAAAGUCUGAGUUAUCAGAGAUAUAACGACCUGAUACCCGCCACUCGUAGUUGGGCAAGGGCCAGCCGUGAGAAACGUAGAUUUGGAUUAUUUGGAUUAUUUCUUCGCGGUUUUUGAGAAACCAGGGUUUGAGGUAGAGGGUUGUAUUGUUGAUACGGUCUUUGUCGAGGGGUUGGGCGAAUCUGUGGAGGAAGCUCCUUGAUUUUGAAUUUUCCGAGACUGGAGGUGGUGAGGGAGGGGUAGGGAUAGGUUGUUGAUCGAGGGAAAGGGAUUGGAGUUCUUGAUUGACCUCCUCGAUUUCAUCAUCGUCAUCCACAUCCAUAUCCGAGUCUUCCUCAGACUCAGAGCCAGAUUCAUCCGGAACAUAAUCCUCAUCCUCAUCCUCGUCGUCAUCAUCAUCAUCCCGUACAAAACUCUCCUCAUACAACAUUCUCGGAUCCUUCACAAACCACUUUCCUGUACCAUUAAAAACCUGCAAAUCCGGAACCAACAAGAACUGCAACGUCAAAUGUCUCCAUCUCCAUAAAUCAAAAUAUUCAUCCGCCGGUAGCACACUAUAAGCCGUCCAUCUCUUGUCGGGGGGUAGAGCUUCGUAGGCAUCGUAAUUUAUUUCGAUACUUUCGCCUAAUAGGGUGUAUUCAAUGAUUUCCCAUGUUUCUGUAUUCAGCAAAAGAUAAACGCCGGCUCGUUCGUAACCUUCUGUUAGCCAUAUUAUAUGUCCCGGCAAGGGGAGGAGGGCUCUAUCCCGCUCCAAAUAAGCAGAAUACAGCUCUCCGCGCGCAUAGUUGAUGUGUAGGGUAUUAUCAGCUAAUGUCCAAUGAGGUCCGUACAUUUCCUGGUCUAGAUAGGGUAAAUGUCGUAGAGUAUCAAUUACAGUGUCGGUUUUGCCGCGACUGCGUAGUUCGGUUUCAUUGAUUUUUAUCCCCUGUUCUUCGUUGUUUUGCCAGCCUGUUGUUUGCGGUGGGAUCAUGAGUUUGUCGGCGGGGAUGUAAGGGAUUUGACUUAGUAGGGUGUAGAAGGAGAGGAUGGAGGAGAUGGCUCUUUCGCGGGUGCAGGGUUGUUUUUCUGCUGAGGUGGCCAUUUUUCUGCUUGAGGCCACAGGAACGUUUAAGUGAAUGAGGUC
Talaromyces stipitatus ATCC 10500 is the source of this 5176-nucleotide messenger RNA. RefSeq names its product carbamoyl-phosphate synthase, large subunit. The coding region runs from base 1 to 3543 and encodes 1180 amino acids. The transcript is spliced from 3 exons. The record is from RefSeq and is a predicted model, not a curated record. Gene Ontology annotation, cellular component: cytosol; cytoplasm. Lineage: Eukaryota; Fungi; Ascomycota; Eurotiomycetes; Eurotiales; Trichocomaceae. Gene Ontology annotation, molecular function: aspartate carbamoyltransferase activity; ATP binding; metal ion binding. Gene Ontology annotation, biological process: UTP biosynthetic process; L-citrulline biosynthetic process; 'de novo' pyrimidine nucleobase biosynthetic process.